Papilio xuthus (Asian swallowtail) is the source of this 2138-nucleotide messenger RNA. It is a transcript of the gene Kap-alpha1, whose product is annotated as karyopherin alpha1. The record is from RefSeq and is a predicted model, not a curated record. Gene Ontology annotation, cellular component: cytoplasm. The transcript has 11 exons. Gene Ontology annotation, molecular function: nuclear import signal receptor activity; protein binding. NCBI's taxonomy places the organism in Eukaryota, Metazoa, Arthropoda, Insecta, Lepidoptera, Papilionidae. Gene Ontology annotation, biological process: protein import into nucleus. Bases 136 to 1692 code for a protein of 518 amino acids.
UUUGUAUCAUAUUCAUUAUUCAUGACGUGAUCGCCUUGAAACUGAAUUAUAGAAAAUAAUUUUUGUUUUCAGCAAAUAGAUGUUGGAUUGACUAUACCAUUUUUACAAGAGAUUUGUUUUUCAAUUAGUAGAAAGAUGUCUGGAGGUCAUAAACAUCGUUACAAGAAUGUAGGCUUGAGUGCUGAUGAGUUGCGUCGUCGUCGAGAAGAGGAAGGAGUGCAGUUGCGCAAGCAGAAAAGAGAGCAACAAUUAUUUAAAAGAAGAAACGUAAAUCUACCAGCACCUAAUGCUCCUGACAUUGCUUUGCAGGAUGAUAUUAACAUUUCAACAUCUGAUGACAUCACACCACAGAUGGUGGCUGCACUAUAUAGUGAUAACCAACAGGAACAAAUUGUAGCCACCCAGAAAUUUAGAAAGCUUCUAAGUCGGGAACCUAAUCCACCUAUAGAUGAAGUGAUACAGACUGGAAUAGUUCCUAAAUUUGUUGAAUUUUUAACUAAUAGUUCUAAUCCAACAUUGCAGUUUGAGGCAGCAUGGGCGUUGACGAACAUAGCAUCUGGCACGUCGGAGCAAACACGCGUGGUGGUGGAGAGUGGCGCGGUUGGCGCACUGGUGUCGCUAGUGGGCGGCGGCGCGGGCGACGACGUGCGCGAGCAGGCGGUGUGGGCGCUGGGAAAUGUCGCCGGUGACUCGCCGCGCUGCCGGGAUGCCGUUCUCGCCGCUGGCGUACUACCCCCACUUAUAGAAAUUUUAAAUAAAUAUACAAGGUUAUCCAUGACAAGGAAUGCCGUGUGGACACUCUCAAAUCUUUGUAGAGGCAAAAAUCCUCCCACAAACUUUGAAGCCGUAGCUCCAGGUAUCCCGGUACUGGCACGGCUAUUACACCACACGGACGCAGACGUACUGAGUGACGCGUGCUGGGCGCUCUCCUACCUUUCUGAUGGGCCCAAUGAGAAGAUACAAGCUGUCAUCGACGCCGGCGUCUGCAGGCGACUCGUCGAGCUACUCAUGCACAACAAAUCGACCGUGGUGUCGGCGGCGCUGCGUGCGGUGGGCAACAUUGUGACAGGGCACGACGCGCAGACACAGGCGGUACUGAACUGCAACCCGCUGCCUAGUCUGCACGCCCUGCUGCGCUCCAACACGGAGGCGCUGCGCAAGGAGGCCUGCUGGACCCUCUCCAACAUCACUGCUGGCAAUGCUGUGCAAAUACAGGCAGUAAUCGAUGCGAAUAUUGUUCCGACGCUUAUCGAGAUCUUGAGGCAGGCGGAGUUCAAAACGAGGAAAGAGGCCGCGUGGGCGAUUACCAAUGCUACCAGUGGAGGCACUAGGGACCAAAUUAGGUAUUUAGUGGAACAAGGUUGUAUACCACCUCUCUGUGAUUUGCUAACUUUAACGGAUUCAAAGACUGUUCAAGUAGCGCUCAAUGGACUUGACAAUAUACUGAAAGCGGGACAGCAGGCAGAUCAGUUGAACCCAUACGCCACUCUCAUCGAAGAAUGUUUUGGUUUAGACAAAAUAGAAUUUCUGCAAUCGCACGAGAAUCUCGACAUCUACCAAAAGUCAUUCGAGAUAAUCGAGAACUACUUCGGGUCGGAGAGCGAGGAUGGCCGCGUGGCGCCCGUCUCCUCCUCCGGGCAGUACCACUUCGCGGGGGACCAAGCCGUGCCCAUGGGCGGCUUCCACUUCUAAUCUACUAAAUAUAAAUAUGACCAAUGAUAUAACCAUGAGUGGAUAGAUGCCCCUAUUGACUCCGGCGAUGUAAUCAAAGCGGGAGUGUGUUUGUAUGUAGUGGUGCAGUAGGCAGCGGGGGUCGGGGCGGGGCGGGGCGGUGACGUAGUCUCGGACAAGCCAGGCUCGGUCCGGACGCCGCUGUUUGUAGCCUAGAUUUUAUUUAUCGCUAAUAAUUAACCUCGCCUCGUUUUACUUUUACUUUUGCUUAUGUAGAUAAAGGCUAUAUACAUGUAAACCAUGAGAUUUUAUGUGUAUUAUACAAAUUGGUGAUAUAAAAAGUGAAAAUGUAAACACUUUAUGGAAUGAUUUGCUCACUACAAUGUUGAUUAACGCAAUGUUUUAAGCAUUAUUUUUUUUUAUUCUUUAAAAUUGUUUAUAUGACAGUAUUAUUAUGUAAAACAUAA